This is a messenger RNA of Puma concolor (puma), 2964 nucleotides long. RefSeq names its product RecQ like helicase 5 (gene RECQL5). Gene Ontology annotation, biological process: double-strand break repair via homologous recombination; regulation of DNA-templated transcription. The record is from RefSeq and is a predicted model, not a curated record. Lineage: Eukaryota; Metazoa; Chordata; Mammalia; Carnivora; Felidae. Gene Ontology annotation, cellular component: cytoplasm; nucleus; chromosome. Gene Ontology annotation, molecular function: four-way junction helicase activity; 3'-5' DNA helicase activity; nucleic acid binding.
AUGAGCACCCACCCUUCUUUUGACCCUGAACGUCGAGUCCGGAGCACGUUGAAGAAGGUCUUUGGGUUUGACUCUUUUAAGACACCAUUACAGGAGAGUGCGACCAUGGCUGUAGUGAAAGGCGACAAGGAUGUGUUUGUGUGCAUGCCCACAGGGGCAGGAAAAUCCCUCUGCUAUCAGCUUCCUGCUGUGUUGGCCAAAGGCAUCACCAUUGUAAUCUCUCCACUCAUUGCUUUGAUUCAGGACCAGGUGGACCACUUGCUGGCCCUGAAGGUACGAGUGAGUUCUCUGAACUCAAAGCUCUCAGCACAGGAAAAGAAGGAGCUGCUCUCGGACCUGGAGCAAGAAAAGCCACAGACCAAACUUCUGUACAUCACACCAGAGAUGGCGGCUUCAGCCUCCUUCCAGCCUACCCUGAACUCACUGCUGUCCCGCCACCUGCUCUCCUACCUGGUGGUGGAUGAAGCUCAUUGCGUUUCCCAGUGGGGGCAUGACUUCCGUCCUGACUACUUGCGUCUGGGUACCCUCCGUUCCCGCCUGGCACAUGCCCCGUGUGUGGCUCUGACUGCCACAGCCACCCCGCAAGUCCAAGAGGAUGUGUUUGCUGCCCUGCACCUGAAGCAACCGGUUGCCACUUUCAAGACUCCCUGCUUUCGGGCCAACCUCUUCUAUGAUGUGCAGUUCAAAGAACUGCUUUCUGAUCCCUAUGGAAACCUGAAGGACUUCUGUCUUAAGGCUCUUGGACAGAAGACUGCUAAAGGGUCACUCUCUGGCUGCGGCAUUGUCUACUGCAGGACCAGAGAGGCUUGCGAGCAGCUGGCAACAGAGCUCAGUUACAGGGGUGUGAAUGCCAAGGCAUACCACGCAGGGCUGAAGCCUUCUGAGAGAACAUUGGUGCAGAACGACUGGAUGGAGGAGAAGGUUCCUGUCAUUGUUGCAACCAUUAGUUUUGGAAUGGGAGUGGAUAAAGCCAAUGUCAGGUUUGUUGCCCACUGGAAUAUUGCCAAGUCUAUGGCUGGGUACUACCAAGAGUCCGGCCGGGCUGGCAGGGAUGGGAAGCCUUCCUGGUGCCGUCUCUAUUACUCCAGGAAUGACAGGGACCAAGUCAGUUUUCUGAUCAGAAAGGAAGUCGCAAAACUCCAGGAAAAGAGAGGGAGCAAAGCAUCUGAUAAAGCUGCUGUCUUGGCCUUUGAUGCCCUGGUGGCCUUCUGUGAAGAAUUGGGGUGCCGCCAUGCUGCCAUCGCCAAGUACUUUGGGGAUGCGCCUCCUGCCUGCACCAAGGGCUGUGACCACUGCCGGAACCCUGUGGCCCUGCGGAAGCAGCUGGAAGCCUUGGAGCACAGAAGCAGCUGGAGCAAGACUUGCAUCGGGCCUUCCCAGGGGAAUGGCUUUGACCCUGAGCUGUAUGAGGGAGGCCGCCGGGGCUAUGGGGGCUUCAGCAGGUAUGACGAAGGGUCUGGAGGCAGUGGGGACGAGGGCAGAGACGAGGCCCACAAGCGGGAAUGGAAUCUCUUCUACCAAAGACAGAUGAGCCUACGCAAGGGCAAAGACCCCAAGAUAGAAGACUUCGUACCUCCAGAUGAGGACUGUCCCCUGAAAGAGGCUUCCAGCAAGAAGAUCCCCAGGCUCACUGUGAAGGCCCGUGAGCACUGCCUGGGGCUUCUGGAAGAGGCUCUGAGCAGUAAUCGCCAGGUCACAGGGACCGCCGAUGGACCCGAUCUCCAGCCCAGGGCUGUGGAGCUAGAAUAUGAGAUGUUCCGAAAUGCCAAGGUGGCCAACCUGUACAAGGCCAGCGUGCUAAAGAAGGUGGCCGAGAUCCACAGAGCCUCCAAGGAGGGGCAGCUCUAUGACGUGGGAGGCGACACCAGAAGUCACAAUGCCCAGGCCCAGCCCCCAGAGCCCACCGAGUAUGACAUCCGGCCGGCCUCCCAAGUGUACUCGCUGAAACCCAAGCGAGUGGGAGCUGGUUUUCCCAAAGGCUCCUGCCCAUUCCAGACGGCCACUGAGCUGAUGGAGAAGACGCGGGCCGAGAAGCAAGCCCCCCAGCCUGUGCUGGGAGGUGAGCGGGAGCUCCCCAGCCAGCCCCGCAGCCUCCAGAGUGAGGACUGCAGUGAGUGCCUCCCGAGGCCCAGAGGACAGGCCCCUGGAAGCAGUGCUCAUUGUGGGGGGUCCUCCCCUGAGAGGAAGGCGACAAGUCCCUCUAAGGGCGGUCCCCUUGCCAAGGCCUGGACCAGCAAGAAGCAACAGCUCCUAGCCGCAGCAGCCCUCAAAGAUUCUCAGAACAUCGCCCGCUUCUGCCAAAGGGCCAAGAGCCCGUCUCCCCUCACCUCAGCACCAGGGACAGGAGGUGCCAGCCUUUCCCGUGAGGGAAUGCGGGGACCCCCAGCAGUCCCAGAGAAGUGUGCAGGGGAGGAUGGAGCCCUGGGGUGUUUGGCUGCGUCCCCCCAGACCAAGGAGUGCACCAGUGAGAGGUCAAGGUCCUGCCCACCCAGAAACCAGGGGUCCCCUGAAGGCCAGCCCACCCCCACAAAGGAGACACACACGGGCAAGCGGCCCAGAACCCAGCAGGAGAGCCCAGAGAACCAGGCUCAGAAGAGGCCUUGCCUCUCAGCCAACGCCUCCAUCUUAGCUGAAGCUGAGGACAGCAUCUCGGCCAGCGAUCAGAACACCUUGAACCCUACAGCCCAAGGCUCCUGUCCUCUCCCAGUCCCUGGCAUCUCCCUCAAAGAGGCUGCAAAUGUUGUGGUCAAAUGCUUGACCCCUUUCUACAAGGAGGGCAAGUUUGCAUCCAAGGAAUUGUUUAAAGCCUUCGCCCGCCACCUCUCACACUCGCUGACUCAGAAGACUCCUCCCGGAAAGAGCGUAAAGGAAGAGGCCCAGCAUUUCAUCAAGCAGUUUUUCCAUGGCCGGGCCCGAUGCGAGAGUGAAGCUGAUUGGCACGGCCUGUGUGACCCACAGAGAUGA